Messenger RNA from Thlaspi arvense, 1443 nucleotides. The record is from the annotation of a GenBank genome assembly. Lineage: Eukaryota; Viridiplantae; Streptophyta; Magnoliopsida; Brassicales; Brassicaceae.
AUGGAAGAACUGAAGAGAGAGUUUCACGGGUUGAAGAGAGGGCAGCGACAGCUUUGUUCACGGGUUAUAGCGACAGCUUUGUCCAAGAGACACGCUGAUGGUUCAUUGCCGAUCGGAGACUAUAACAUAGAGCUGGAAGAUCAGGGAGGUCAUCAAGUAAAGUUUGGAACAGAGACUGACCAGAGUGCAGCAAUGAUGGGUCUUAUGUUACAUACUAAGGGAAAAAGUCUAAUAGAAUUGGAAAAGUAUUCUGAUGCAGUAGAAGUUCUUUCCAUGGCAGAGGAAUCGUUCUUGCUCUGUGAUCCCAAGAUUCUCGAGUUUGUUGACAACAUCCCUAUAAUGGAAAUCGACAUUGUAUGGUGCUAUUUCUUGCUCCGGGACCUCAAAUGCCUGUCAGAUGCUGGGGUUCGCCUUGAAAAAGCAAGGAAGGGACUCGAGCGUGCUCAUGGGAAGGACCUCUCUCGUGUGAGACUCCUUCAAGCUGGUCAAUGUCCAGAAUUGGCACUAUAUGUGAGACUAGAGUUACUAGAAGGCGUGGUGGCAUAUCACACUGGUCAAAAUAAUAAAGCUUUAAAUGCUCUGAAGUCGGCCCAUGCCAAAUUGUCACAGCUACAAAUACCCGAUGAAACGCUGUCCUUAGUUAUGGGUAUGGGCUUCCAGGAAGAGGAUGCUAAGAGAGCUUUGCGACUGAACAAUCAGGAUAUCGCGAGUUCUGUUGAUUUUCUCAUUGAAGAGAGGGCAAAAAGAGCUCAAAAGCGGAAGGAUGAUCUCCAAAGACAAAAAGAGAUACUUGAGCAGAAGACGUAUGGAGUGACACCAUUGAAGAAAGGUGUUGAUAUGCAGAUGCUUGACAGGCUCGUCUCUAUUGGAUAUGCGAGGGAUCUUGCUGCUGAAUCCCUGAGGAGAAAUGAGAACGAUUUUCAGAAAGCCCUUGAUGCACUUACAAGCCCAGAAUCUAAUUCGAUGAUACAGGGUUACAUCGAAUCGAGGAAAAGAAAACGACAAGAACAACAAGUUGGUAUAACAGUGGACGAACUUGUUUCCAUGGGCUUUGAACGAGGAAGAGCAACCUUUGCUUUAGCAGCAGGUGGUAAGCGAGAAGAUAUAAUCCAAAGGCUACUAUCUGUACCAGAAGCAAACCAUGGAAUCGCUGCUACUACUUUUAUAGGCAAUGGCAGUGGUGCAACGAGUAGUUCCAACAACGUGGCUGCUCGAGAAAGCGUGUCCAAUGAAAUCGGUGGUUGGGCAGAGGAGGAGGACUCGGAGAUGAAAGAUGAAACAACCGAUGGUGAGGAAGAGCGAGACUCGGAAAUAGAAGAGGAAAUAGCAGAUGAGAUUGCAAAGGUUGAUGCUUUGUCGGCUUAUGAUAUCAAUCUUGACAGGGAAAUUGAAGCUAUAAAUGAGUACCUGGGGAUGUUAGAUGCAUCUCAGGAUUCUGUUUGA